Molecule: messenger RNA, 222 nt
Organism: Dentiscutata heterogama
Lineage: Eukaryota; Fungi; Glomeromycota; Glomeromycetes; Diversisporales; Gigasporaceae
Source: the annotation of a GenBank genome assembly
AUGGCCGAAACGGCAACAAACCUCUCUGAAAAUGCCACCACAGAACCCACACCUGUUGCAGGACAAAAAAUUAAUUCAUUUAAAGUCGGGUGGCUCUUUGUACAUGAAUAUUAUACCAUCUUAAACAAAGAACCAUGGCGUCUACAUUGCUUUUACGGACGCAAUUCUAUCCUCAUCCGAGGUAAUGAAGGUCAAAAAGUCAUGUCGAGUGUGGGCGAGCAG